AUGUCAUCCCAAAGUCCCAGCAGCUCCUCAAACAAUCCUCCCGACAAUAGAACCUCCGAACUGAGGAAGCUCAGCUUCGUCGCUUCAUUCGAGCACCAGAAGUUUCUCGAAGAUGUCAGCAGCCAGGCCUACGAUCUCGGCCUCAAAGCCGGUCAAAAGCAAACCAACCUCCGUCCAGAUGACGAAACCCAGGCUCUCAUCCUCAGCCUGACCGACCGCAAUGACGAGCUGCAGAAGCAGAUCAAUGACCGCCCAGCUGAUUCUCUACUCGAUCUCGCCAGGGAGAUUCGCAACAAUGUCAGCGCGGCCCAUCGCGCCGUGAGUGCUGCGAGUCUUGCUGGUUGUCUCAAGCGGAACGACGUUCGAAUUCUUAGAGAGACGUGCAGUGUGCUCUCGGAGCUGGAGAAUAAGUGCAAGGAGCGCGUUGAGGAGAUGUCACGCGGUGCGCUGAAGAGAGAUGGAGACGGAUUGGAGCGUGAGCUCAGCAACAAGCGUCCUUUUCUGGGAUAG
This is a messenger RNA of Fusarium musae, 510 nucleotides long. RefSeq lists its product as uncharacterized. The transcript is spliced from 2 exons. The coding region runs from base 1 to 510 and encodes 169 amino acids. The record is from RefSeq and is a predicted model, not a curated record. NCBI's taxonomy places the organism in Eukaryota, Fungi, Ascomycota, Sordariomycetes, Hypocreales, Nectriaceae.